Molecule: messenger RNA, 1935 nt
Organism: Aspergillus clavatus NRRL 1
Lineage: Eukaryota; Fungi; Ascomycota; Eurotiomycetes; Eurotiales; Aspergillaceae
Product: Zn(II)2Cys6 transcription factor
Exons: 3
Coding region: 1-1935 (644 amino acids)
Biological process (GO): regulation of transcription by RNA polymerase II
Molecular function (GO): zinc ion binding; DNA-binding transcription factor activity, RNA polymerase II-specific
Source: RefSeq, a predicted model, not a curated record
AUGACUGGUGAUCAGGGCCAACCGAGUCACUAUGGAGAAAAGACGAGUACUGACUCUUCUCAGGCUCCAAGAGCACGGGGAUUAGGCAGGUCGGGUCCACGACGACGAUCCGGAUGUCUCACAUGUCGUGCACGCAAAGUCCGAUGCGAUGAGGCGAAACCCAUCUGCGCGAACUGCACGCGACUCCGGCUACAAUGCGAAUACAAAACACCUGUCUCGCGACGGGCAGAUGCGCGAACGUCCGCCGUGUCUGGGGACCCGGCCGCGAACAGCCCCCCACGACCGGACGUGAAUUUCUUCAACACUGUGCUUCAAUCUGAUGGACGGCAGAACGGGCUGAUGCGGCAUAUGGCCGACGCCUCGCAGUUUAGCCCCACGGACAACGUGACAGAUUUCUCCGGACCAUUCGACAUGCUGGGCUUCAUGAGCGAGAUCACGUCCGAGCUGGAGCGGAAACAUUCUGAUCUGACCAAUGGCUUGUCGGAAUUGACCACUGGGAUGUCUUUGAAGGUCUCGGAUGCCGCGCAUGUGUCGCACAAUGGUCGGUCGAGAGCACUACCCUCCGGGGACGCGACACAGCUGCAGUCUCCAGUCAGUGAUGGCAUAUGGCCGGAACCUAGAGCGACGUAUGAGGAGCAUUUACUGGCGUAUUUUCUGACUAUCGAGCCGCCUCCCACGAUCUUUGGACCCGUGAAUCUCGAAUGGAAAUAUGUGCGCGAGGUGAUUGUAGCGCAAUCGCGCGACUUUCGUCCGCUGCGGAGUAGUAUCUACUGCUUUGCAGAUCUGCACUUGGCUCUCAAGGAGGGGAAAGAGUACAACCUGGCCCCGACGUACCACCAACAGGCAAGCUUUGAGGGGCAGCCAUACAUGCUUGGGGAUGUCGAUGAGACUACGCUGAGGAAGGUCUUUACAAUGGUCUUUCUGCUCAUGCUGUCCGAGUCAUUAUCGUCGCCUGACUUGGGCUGCCACGGUACCUCUUUUCUACACUCUGCAUAUUUAUUGCUGCAGCGAUUCCAUAGCCAGACUAGAGCAUGGAUUGGCUUCGACCAUCUGGUGAUCUCGUGGGUUUCACUUCUUGAUGUGAAAUCGUUGGUUGCCGGCCGAGAGGGCGAUCCUCUCAUCGACUCAGACAGCCUAGAGGAACCUACCGCGCGGCACGAGAUCAACGGCCCUGAUGCUGGUCCCUCACCGGCUAAUGGCACUCUGACAAUCAUAUCAGCCGAGACGAAGGACGCAGGGGAGUAUCUUCGAUCCAAGCCUGGUUAUCUUGUCUACGAUGCGAUUGUGGGGCCAGCUUUCCGGUUCUUCGUCCAAGCCCAGCAGAUCAUCCGACGGAUUGUCAGCAUUGACCUUCAUCACCGCAGCCGCGGGACGCUGGGCGACGAAUUCGAGGUCUUGCAGAUUGCGCACGGCGUGGGUGCCGACCUGGAGGCACUAUGGAAUUGCCGGCCGCCGGUGUUGGACGUUCAUGACCGACCGGAGGAGUUGCUCGACACAUUGAGUGAGCCAGUUGCGGUCGAGAUAUGCCACACCUUUCGGCAGUAUGUGGCCAACUUCCUGGCAAUCUUUAUUUAUCUACAUCGUGUAGCCUUCGCCAUCUAUCCUCGCACCGACCGAGUCAACCGGGCGGUGGAUCAGAUUAUCCAGCUAGCGACGGCGGAGACGGCGAGUUCGCAGCGACACUUGCCCGUCAGCUUCUUCUGGCCGCUCUUCAUAGCCGGACUGGAGGGGACAUUAUCGCAGCGCCAGUGGAUCGUGCAGGAGAUGCAGCGCAUGGCGGCUUGUAGCAGCGAUGCGACGCAACGGCACCCCAACGCGAGCAAGGUGCUGUUUCUUCUCGAGGAGAUGACACGGCGGCAGGAUGCGUCUCGGACAUGGGCCGACUCGAAAAGCGUCAGGCGUGAGCUCUUUACUGAUUUCUUUGUCAUGAUAUAG